AUGUCGACCGGUGCUCAGUUAUGGGCGCUGGCGGCGAAGGAUGUGCGAAUAGCAACACGAAGUAAGAAGCGAUGUUGUUGUGAGUUGCUGGUGCCAUUAUUCGUGUUGCCAAUCAUUAUUAUUCUGCUCAUCGUAUCUCCGAAAUUUGACUCACUUGUCGUACCUAGAAGUCAACACACGGUUUUGGAACUGGAAAGGAUUACGGAGUUUGAAGUCAAGUAAGUUUAUAUUACUGUGAAGAAGGUUUAAGGUGGAUAUAAGUGUGGUGGGUAGUGAGAUGGGGUUCUUUGUGGUUUUGUUUGGUCAACAAGUUAUAGAGCUUUUUUGACAGGAGUUAUAAGCUUUUCUUUGUAUUAGGCUAGGUCAUAAUGGUUAAAUUAUGAAAUAUUCUAGUAGCUACUUAUUCUACUAUUUUUUCCAGGGGAAAAUAGUAGAAUAAGGUCAAAAGAAGCUUCGGAAGGGAAGUUUAUCACUUUUCUGGGCUUUCCACGCUAUCUGCUGACAUUUCUUGCCACAAAAACAAACAAAAUCUAUACAUUUUUUAUGUUACAGUAACCUAAACGACGCGGACUUUGAGCUUCUCCAACAAGCAGCUCAAAGACUUGAUCUUUACUUCAAGGAUCGACCAUACGACACAGAAUCCACUAGUAAGGCGAUUCAAUUCUCGACCUUUCUUCCGAACAAAAAUGAGUACGAGUACUAUUUUACAACCAACAAGUAUGACAAGGACCACGGCGGUUACUUAGAGAAAAUAUACUUUGGCUCUGGAUGGGACGAUGGCAAUCCUUACGAACAUUCCAUGAUAAUCGAUCUUUUUGAAAACACUACAGAGACAUUUUUGAACUGGACGAGGGGGGAUUUCAGUAAAUUACAGUAUACCAUCAAUAGGGUCUUGUUACAGCUUUCGGACAUUACAGUUCCGAAUAAAGAGGUAGGUUUGGACGUAUUGUAGUAGCUUUGGAAGGAUAUUGUAGUAAAUCUGAGAAGAUUUUGCAUUAGUUUUGGGAGGAUAUUAUAGUAAGAUUAGGCGGAUAUUACAGUAGGUUUUAGAGGAUGUUAUAGUAGGUUUGUAAGGAUAUUGUAUUUAGUAGGUCUGGUAUAUUUUGUUGUAGUGGAAUAUUAAAGCUCCAGCUUUGGCUGAAAUGCCUAGGCUUGUUAUUUAGAUAUAAAAAUCAACCCUACCUAAAGCCUGUUUAAUAGCCUAUUAUAAUAUUAUCUUUAUGUAAUCUAUGAUACAUGUGGAUAAAGAUAUUUCGGACUUAUUAUAUUAUCAUGUUUUAGAUCAUAUUGGAACAGUUACCCCAGAAUUCAUACAAGUUUUCAAUCAUUGCACUGAUUUUACCAAACUUGUUUAUGGGUAUGGUACUGGCUGUUAUUAUACCAAUGGCUAUUGUCAUCAAAGACUUGAUUGCUGAAACUGAAAACGAUAUUAAGGUACAUUGCUUUUUUUAUUUUUUGUGUAAUUCAUUAUUUUUUAAUAUUAAUUUAGAUAUUGUAGUAGAGAAGUUAUAGCACAUUUUACAUUAACUUUUUUUCUAAUAGUUACAAGGCUUUACUAUGGUUAAAAAGAUUGAAUUUUUAGGUAGUAUAAUGUGUUGUUUCAGAAUUAUCUACUUGUUACCGGAAUGAGCAGAUUCAGCUUCUAUUCGUCACAUUAUCUGUUUGGAUAUGUCAAGAUGACUUUGAUCAUGUUCAUCAUUGCUUUACCGUUAGCUUUUGGUUUAAAAGUAAGCUUUUAUGACUCGUUGAGUUUGACAUAUCAUUAAAAUGAAAAACUUUAUUAUUUUGGCAUACUGUCUCUUUCAGUACUUUAACUUGUUUAUUUUAAUACUGUAAUUCCUCUUUACUUUAUCUUAUAAAACUAAUAAUCACCUUAUUCUUACAGCCAGCCAUCGGCAUUAGUCUACUGGUAAUAACAUUGGCAUUUGUCCCAUUUUGUGUAGCUUUUGCUCUACUUUGUGGUACUGUGAUGCAUCGUCCUGGAGUAGCAAUCACUGUGAAUAUAUUACUAUGUAUUGCGUCUUCAGCUUUGGCUUUAACUUUGACCUCAAACCGACUUGAAGUUGGAUUGAUGUGUGUUUACUCAUUUAACCCAAUAACUGCAUUGAAAAUGGCAAUUGCUGACUUGGAGCUGUAUCAGAGAUAUGGUAGGUUUUUGGGGUGGGAUGAUGUUUUUUUGGAGGUGGGAGGGGGAGGUAAACAAUUUUUAGAAUUAAAAAAAUUGUUAUUUUUCAGAUAUUCCACUAAGCGUAUUCGACCGUUUUACCUACCAGUACGGCUUUAUGCACGCAAUAAUCUUUCUUAUUAUCGAUGCUGUUUUAAUUAUUUUAUUAACUCAAAUCUUGGAUAUUGUACUACCUUCAUCUGGUAAUCCAGGAGUCAAUUUGUUGUCGAUUUUUCAAAAAGUAAACUCAAAAAGAAAAAGGUCGAGAGAUAUCAUACCUGAAGAGUCGGUGAAGCUACAAGAUGGAGACUUUGAACCGGUCAAUCAGAAAAAUGUUUCGGAUGUUGAGGUAGGUUAUGGGUAAUAUUUUACUUGUUUUUUGGUUUGAGCUGCAAUUAUGAUUACUAUUAGUUUUAUGUGUCGUUUUGGUUUUACUUUUAGAUUAUUUUUUUUGUAUUUUUAAGCUUAAUAACAGCUUUUUUUAUAAAAAUACAAAUUUUAGGUAAUAAAUCUAAAAAAGCGCUGGGGCUACGGCGACUACGCAGUGAACGGGACAUCGUUCCAAGCAUUCCGUGGCGACAUUACGGCUUUAUUGGGACACAAUGGAGCUGGUAAAUCGACCACGUUCUCUUGUUUAACUGGAUUUACAUCGCCAACUUCUGGAGACGUCAAAGUGUGUGGAAUGUUGAUCGAUGACAACUUGAAUGAAAUCAGGAAGAACAUUGGCUACUGUCCUCAAGGCAAUCCUUUGUUUGAUCGAUUGAGCUGUAUCGAACAUUUGAGGUUGGCGGCAAAGCUGAGGGGAUCUUAUCAUGGUGACGAUGACUGUAAGCAUGUUUUACAGCAGGUUGGACUGGGCGAUGCUAUGAAUGUGGUAAGGAAUGGGCUAGAAUUGUGUGUUGCUAAAGAUCUUUAAAGGUUGCCAUGUGAAAUAUAUUACUUUUGGUUAAAAUGAGGUUUAAAAAUGGGAAAUUUUAGCGAUUUUUUUGAUUUUAAACAAUUAUUAGGUUGUUCACUUAAUUCUGCGCCUUCUUUCUAAUAAAAAAAAUGAAUUUCAGGUAGCAGAAGAGCUGUCAGGCGGAAUGAAGAGAAAGUUGUGUGUAGCUAUGGCAUUGGUUGGUAAAAGUCAAGUAGUACUACUCGAUGAACCUACAGCUGGAAUGGACCCAACAGCCAGAAGGCAGAUUGGUGAAAUUUUGGAGAAAUUCAAAGCCGAAAGAACUAUUAUCUUAACUACUCACUACAUGGAUGAAGCCGACAUGUUGUCUGACCGUAUAUUGAUCAUGGUCAAAGGCAAAGUCACAUGUGCUGGGACUUCGACAUUUUUGAAAAAUCGGUUUGGAACUGGCUUCUUAUUGACUGUAACUCUUCGUCAAGGUGUCGAAUCAGUGGCUGGAGCUCAAACAGUACUGGAUUUGGUCAGACGAACUGUGCCUACCGCCAAAAUGGACGGUAGUGCGGCUUCACAGUUCGUUCUGAAUCUGCCCUACGAAAGUAAAGUCAGAUUUGUGGAACUUUUUGCAUUUUUGGAAAAAGAACGCAACAAUCUGGGUAUCGAUUCGUUCGGACUGUCUGUUAAUACACUAGAACAGGUGUUUAUCAAGGUGGGAGAGAAGGCGGAAAAGCACAGUAGUCGACAAUUGGCCGAAAAGAUCGCUGAGAAUGCGUUGAAAGUGGAACAACAAGAUGGUGAGUUGGUUUUGGGGCUUUAUAUCAUAGUUUAUAUGAUAAACUAUGAUUCUCAUGGGUAACAUGCCUAUUUCUCUAUAAUUUUUAUGUAAAAGGUGCCCAUUUCUUUAUAGGCUUUUAUGUAAAGACUGCUUCUUAAAUUUUUAAUGUAUCUAAAUUUUUAAACUACUAAAAUACUGCAUUUUCAGUUGAUCGCAAGCCAAACUUCUUCACUCAACUGUUCGCUUUGAUGUGGAGAAACUACUUGUAUAUGUAUCGACAUUUCGCUCGUACAUUAGUGCCAGUGUUCGUGUGCAUCGUAUGUUUCUUGUUCUUAUGGAUAAAGACAAAAGACGAACCUGCUAAUUGGAAGCCUUUUACGACUAGUUGUAGGUUUGCAAGCUGAAUCAAUCAUAAUAUACGAUGAAAAUGAAGGAUAAUAUAAAAGACUUGGCACAACAAUUAUAUUUUUUUAGAUAAAAAUUUUUCUAAAAUUUAGAAAAAAUGUAUAAGAAAUGACUCAAUUAUCAGAAGAUUUCAAUUUUGCGAAGUUUUAGCUGAGGAAAAAGCGAUUUUAUUGAACCUAAGAACCCUACCGAAAUCAACCAUCUUGGCUUCCGCCGGUUAUUCUUCGUUGGUCAAAGGUUUUGUAAACGAGCAAAUGAGUCAAUGCAAUGUAGAAGAACAAGCUUAUGUUGAAAACGAGUUGAAGGACAAACAAUUUAAUAUACCAGCCAAUUCUUUGGGUAUCAUGGAGUCAAGUAAUGGCGUAGUGUUAGCUGGCAGUCCGUUCUUGCACAAUAGCAUGAUGUUGGCCGUCAACUUUUGGACGAAUUUGGUUAUUGGCAAUGGAAAGAAUAGUGAGUUUAGGGGAUAUUCAUAUGUAAAAUUUAUUUAUUAUGAUGCUUAAGAGACUAGACCAAACUUGUCUUUGUAACUAGGGUGUUAUAGUACCUUGGUAGUUUUUGAUACGAGUUCUAUUUCAAGAGCGGUCAGAAAGCUGGUAUACUCUAUGGAGGGCAUACUAUUAUUGAGGGUCUUAUUAAAGAGGUUUCCGUAGUAAGAAAAGCACGUUUAAGUGAGGCACUCAUCUUUCGCUAGUUUGGGCCGUCAAUUUGUAGGAAAGUCUAGUACUUGUGGAUGAAGCUUUUUUAUUUACCAGUACUAGCCUCUGGCCGCUUGUGGAAUUUACUGUUCUUUUUCAGUCAACAUUCGAGUGGGUGUGAUUGGAAAUGACACAAACUUUUCGAUUGAUGUUAGCUUUUUCUUCAACAACAUUAUGAACAGCGUUUUCAAUGUUUUCGGAUUAACUUUUGGUUUGGCCAUGCUUUUGUCAUCAGUUAUUACUGAAAGGAGAAAGAAGUUCAAACAUCAGGUAAGUCAUCACUUUGGAAUUUUAAGGUUUUAGGCGUUAACAUAAGGCUUGAUUUUAGGUAUUACAACGAAGUUUGAUAUAACACUGUUAGAGUACAAAAAAUCGUGUUUCAUAGUAAUAUGAGUACUAAAAAUAAAGUUGAAAGUACUGGUGAGGACUUCAACGAAAAAGCUUGAAAAAAUGGAUUAAAUUUUAAAAUUAAAGUUUUUUAUUAAAAACAAGUUAUUUUAGCUCUACCUAGCCUCAGCUCGACCAUACACCUACUGGACAGCUCAAUUCUUAUCAGACAUGAUAUACUUUAUCGUCUUAGCUAUUAUCGUCUUUGUCGCCAGCUUCUUGGCCACAAGCCCCAACUUUGAAUGCACUUUGGGAAUAGUACCAAUCUGGGUACUUUAUUUUAUUGCCAGUUCCUUCGCCAGUUAUGUUCUCAGUUUUGCAUUCGAAUCGCCGACAAAAGGCACGGUCUUCAUCUUGGCGUUCCAUUCCAUCAUUCCAAUGGUAUUCUCUGCAGCAUUCGCGAUUGCUGCUGGUAUUGCUAGUGUCAUUUUACAAACAAAUACUAGUUCUUGGAUUAAUUAUGGCAUGGUAAGUAUUUUUGAAUUGAGUUUAGAGAAUUAUUUAAUUUUUUUGAAGUUAUGAUAGUAAAAUCUUAGGUAAUAUUGAAGUAAUAAUUAUAUUGUUAUAGGGUUAAGUUGAUAUAACUUUUUUUUAAUUUUGGCUUAAAAAUCAAAGGCAAACCAAUUAAUUCAUGUUAUUUCAGCUAGUCCUGGAUAUCUUCUUCCCAGCCGUCGGCUUGUUCCGCUCCCAAAACACUUGUACUAAUGUUUGUAAGAGAAAGGACGUUAACUUCACCUCCAUUUACAAUAGUGACGACUUUUCCUUGACUGCAGGAGGAAAGACUGAUUUCUGGUCGGAUGGCCCAACAGUUUCAUUGGUCGCCCUUACUCUCAGCAUUAUAUUGUACGUAACUUGGUUGGUACUGAUUGAAUCAAAGAUUUUACUACGGGUUAUGCACAAGUUACAUGUUAAGCGGUUUGCUGAUGUAAGUUUUUGUAAAAUACGCGAAUUGGAUGUAGGUUAAAAAAAUAAAAAAAUGAAUUUUAACUUAAAAAAUGAAAAAAAAUUAAAUUUCAAAUUUUAAAUGAAAAAAAUAAAAUGUUAUUUUUAGUACCUAAUCCGACCUGCGGAUGAAGAUUAUGAUGUAGAGCAAGAAAGACAACGACUUCUUGGCCUUGGUGAUUAUCAACUUUCUUUGGCCGUCAGAAGUUUAUUCAAGUACUACAAUGAAGAGAAGUGCGCUGUACAAGAUUUGACAUUCGGAAUGGCUUCUAAUGAGUGUUUUGGGUUGCUUGGUAGGUAUUCAGAAGUGAAAGACGACUGUUUUAUAUUAAACAACGUUUUUAACGUAAUAUAUCAGCUACGAUAUGAUUUUUUGGAUCUUACAGUAGCUUUGUGGACUAAAGAUUUUAAAAAGUUUGAUUAACAUAAUUUAGUUUGAAUUACAUUAUUUCAGGUGUCAACGGAGCUGGUAAAACAACAACAUUCGACAUGCUGACAAAUCAAAUCUUACCCACAAGUGGAACGGCCACUAUCUUAGGAAUCCCUAUCCAAAACACGCCUCCAAUCGGCUACUGUCCCCAAUUCGAUGCAUUAGCUGGAAGUCUGACCGGUCGAGAAACCCUACAACUGCUCGGAAGGCUUAAUGGUUUCACAGAAGUGGACGAGAGAGUCAGACUAGUACUGGAAUGUGUUAUGAUGGAAGAAAAGGCUGAUAGCAUUGUCAAAACUUACAGUGGUGGUCAAAAACGUCGCUUAUCAAUUGCCUGUUGUCUGAUGUCUGGCUCCAAGUUCUUGGUAUUAGACGAACCUACAGCUGGUGUGGACCCGGCUACUCGAAGACACAUCUGGGACCUUCUGAUAGCCAUGAGGAACCAGAACAAAGCCAUAUUACUCACGACUCACUCGAUGGAAGAGUGUGAAGCCCUCUGUACUAGAAUCGGCUUCUUACGUGCUGGUCGACUUCGAGGUAUUGGUACUAGUCAACAUCUCAAGUCUCGCUAUGGAAACUCGUACAUAUUGACAUUGAUCUUGAACGAUCCAGGAUCAGCGAACGCCGCGUUUGUGGACGAAGCCGUGAGGAAGAUGUUUGAUGUAGCGGCUACAGAUUCUUCAGUUGAACACAGUGCUUUAUCGUGGAUGUUACCAAAGAAGGCUGGCAGUUAUUGGAGUCAAAUGUACGCUGAUAUUGAACGAUUUGUGGGAGAAGUUAAUCGACAGGCUGGAGUGGAGCUGAUUGGUGACUUCUAUCUGAUUCAGGAUUCUCUUGAACAAGUGUUUACGAGGUUGGCUAACACAGAGGAGCAGAAUGUGGAGGAGAGUGGCUUUGUAAGUUUAAAUUUUUAUUUUUAAUUGUUUUAAAUAAUUUCGUGCUUUCUCUUAAAGCAGAAUUUGGCGAGAAAUCCUAAGUUUUAGUUUAUUACGUCAUUCUUUUUGAAACAAAAAAUAAAGUUUGAAUAAUGUUACUGUUCAAAUUACAGUUUGAUUUCUAAUGUGAUGCUAAUUGUGUUGUUGUUGUUGUUGGAUGUGUUGUCCUAUAAGUUGUUUUCUUCUUAUUAUUGUGAUAUGUACCUUCUCCUACUGUAAGUACUUUCCACAAGAUAUUAUAACUGGCUUAAAAGUUUAAAAAAGUUUUUUAUGGUUUUGGAACCUAAAAGGAUAUUUUUUAGCUCAAUAUUACUCUUGAUUUAAAAAAUUUAGGUUUUUAUACUUAAUGCUUAAGCCUAAAAAUAUAUUUAAGUUUUUGGAUUUUAAGCCUAAUAUUUGUCGCUUGAGAAUGAUUAAAUUACUAUAUAAAAAUAAAAAUUCAGAUGUCACCCCCACCCCCAUAUAACACAAGUAUUAACAUGCCAUUCAACGAAGACCCAUGGUCGGUGCCGCCACAGAAUCGACCGACUCAAGAUUCUCUACACUUUUGA
Molecule: messenger RNA, 8182 nt
Organism: Bursaphelenchus okinawaensis
Lineage: Eukaryota; Metazoa; Nematoda; Chromadorea; Rhabditida; Aphelenchoididae
Source: the annotation of a GenBank genome assembly